UACCUUUCGUGGUAUAUAUAAAUAUACAUAUAUAUGUAUCUACGCAGCACCGUGAUCACAUGUUAUAACAUAUAUAUAUACUCCUAAGAGUAUACGCUGAUUAUAUAUACAAUAUACUUUUUAUAUGUUCCGUACUUUAUGCAGAACAUUUUGCGUGCUCGAACCACAGAAGUUAAAUCUAGAUAGAAAUAUGUUAAGAUUUCGUGAAUUAUUUCCAAAAAAAUCAUGUUCCAUUAUAGGAAUGAUACAUGUUGGUGCAUUACCUGGUACUCCUAAAUAUAAUGGAAAUAUGAAAGAAAUAAUAAAAAAUUCAUUGAGGGAAGCAAUGAUUUAUAAAGAUUGUCAAGUGGAUGGUAUUAUUGUAGAAAACAUGCAUGAUGUUCCAUAUGUUAAAUCUAAAGACAUAUCAUCUGAAAUUACAGCCAUGAUGACAAGAAUUUGUAUUGAAAUAAGGAAAUUAAUGCCUGAAAGCAUAGCUUGUGGCACACAGAUUUUAGCAGGUUGUAAUAAAGAAGCAUUAGCUGUUGCAAAGGCUGCUGAUUUUAAUUUUAUCAGAAGCGAAGGUUACAUUUUUUCACAUGUUGCUGAUGAAGGUUUUAUGGAUGGUUGUUCAGGAAAUCUUCUUCGUUAUAGGAAAUAUAUUGACGCAAAUAAUAUUCUUAUUUUUGCAGAUAUCAAAAAGAAACAUAGUUCACAUGCAAUAACAUCAGAUAUCAACAUAUCAGAAACAGUCAAAGCUGCAGAAUUCUUUUUAGUCGAUGGAGUUAUAUUAACAGGUUGUGCAACUGGGGAUCCUGCAGAUGUACAAGAAUUGAAUGAAGUUAAAAAAGUGGCAAAAGGACCUGUUCUUGUUGGAUCUGGAGUUUCUAUUGAUAACAUAGAUCGUUAUAUGUCUUCAGACGCGGUAAUAAUUGGAUCAAGUUUUAAGAUAAAUGGAAACUGGGAAAAUGCAGUUGCUAAAGAAAAAGUUGAUGACUUCAUGAGAAAAUUAGAAAAGAUACAAAGGCAAAAGUAUUAACACAAAUUGUUAAUUAAUGUCUUUAAUUUAUAUUAAUUAAUUCGUACUAUACAAUUUUAUACAAAUAAUAUUAAUUUAAAAACAUAAAAUCAUAAAAGAUUUUCGUAUGUUUCCUAAAUCCUAUUAACAAAGUAAAAUCGAUAAAUACAUUACACGCUUUACCAAUUUCAAUCGAACAAUAGGAUAAGAUUAAAAAUCAUUUGUACAUAUAUUUAUCAAUCAUUUUUAUUU
Molecule: messenger RNA, 1249 nt
Organism: Vespa mandarinia (Asian giant hornet)
Lineage: Eukaryota; Metazoa; Arthropoda; Insecta; Hymenoptera; Vespidae
Source: RefSeq, a predicted model, not a curated record